CCGAAAGACACCAUUUUAAACUUCAUGAUAAAAGAGUUCUUCAGUGAGUUAUCAUUUUUUUUCAGAUUGACUGAUUGUUGUGGGUUUAAAUUUUAAGUUAAAUAAUGCCUGACCAUUUAGGAGCUGAUCAGAGAAAAACUAAAGAUGAUAAAGACGAAGAUAAACCCAUUCAAGCUUUGGAUGAAGGGGACAUUGCAUUACUGAAAACAUAUGGAGUAGGACAGUACAGUAAAGCCAUUAAAGGUGUAGAGGAAGACAUUCAAAAUGGGGUCAAGAAGGUUAAUGAAUUAGCAGGAAUCAAGGAGUCCGACACAGGAUUAGCCCCACCUGCUCUAUGGGAUUUAGCUGCAGACAAACAGACUCUCCAAAGUGAACAGCCUCUUCAGGUAGCCAGAUGCACAAAAAUUAUAAAUGCAGACUCUGAUGACCCUAAAUACAUCAUCAAUGUGAAGCAGUUUGCCAAGUUUGUGGUUGAUCUUGGAGACCAGGUAGCCCCAACCGACAUAGAGGAGGGGAUGCGAGUCGGAGUUGACAGAAACAAGUACCAGAUUCACAUACCCCUACCCCCAAAGAUUGACCCCUCAGUAACCAUGAUGCAGGUCGAGGAGAAACCUGAUGUAACUUACAGUGAUGUUGGGGGCUGUAAAGAGCAGAUUGAAAAGCUGAGGGAGGUAGUGGAAACUCCACUGCUACAUCCUGAACGUUUUGUCAACCUUGGUAUUGAACCUCCAAAGGGUGUUUUACUGUUUGGACCCCCAGGAACAGGGAAAACAUUGUGUGCCAGAGCUGUAGCUAAUCGUACAGAUGCCUGCUUCAUUCGAGUCAUUGGUUCUGAACUUGUACAGAAAUAUGUUGGAGAGGGAGCUAGGAUGGUAAGAGAGCUGUUUGAAAUGGCCAGAAACAAGAAAGCCUGUAUUAUUUUCUUCGAUGAAAUUGAUGCAGUAGGAGGUGCCCGAUUUGAUGAUGGGGCUGGUGGAGACAAUGAAGUCCAGAGGACAAUGUUGGAGUUAAUUAAUCAGUUGGACGGUUUUGAUCCCCGUGGUAAUAUCAAGGUUCUCAUGGCAACCAACAGACCAGACACCCUGGACCCUGCAUUGAUGAGGCCAGGCCGACUGGACAGGAAGAUCGAGUUUGGUCUGCCAGACUUAGAGGGAAGAUCUCACAUAUUUAAAAUCCAUGCCAGAAGCAUGAGUGUAGAAAAAGACAUCAGAUACGAAUUACUUGCUAGGCUUUGUCCAAACAGCACAGGUGCUGAGAUUCGCAGUGUGUGUACUGAAGCCGGCAUGUUCGCCAUCAGAGCUAGGAGGAAAAUGGCCACUGAAAAAGACUUUUUAGAAGCUGUGAACAAAGUGAUUAAGGCCUAUGCUAAAUUUAGUUCCACUCCCAGAUAUAUGACCUACAACUAGACAAUUAAACAGGAGUUUUACUUUCCACGUGACGUAAAACAUUUGUGUAACAGAAACACUUGACAUUUCAUUAACAACCACUUAAAUCAGCCAAUAAAUGAAACAAUUAUUACGUAAUCUAUUUGCAUGUUUUCUUUCACAAUCAUUUUGCAUUAUCUGCAAACUUGAACCCACAGGCAAUUGUAUCGCUUGGGGUUGAAUUUACCAUUAAAAAGUAUAUGCAUC
Ostrea edulis (European flat oyster) is the source of this 1631-nucleotide messenger RNA. Its product is annotated as 26S proteasome regulatory subunit 7. Gene Ontology annotation, cellular component: proteasome regulatory particle, base subcomplex. Gene Ontology annotation, biological process: proteasome-mediated ubiquitin-dependent protein catabolic process. The coding region runs from base 105 to 1406 and encodes 433 amino acids. NCBI's taxonomy places the organism in Eukaryota, Metazoa, Mollusca, Bivalvia, Ostreida, Ostreidae. Gene Ontology annotation, molecular function: ATP binding; proteasome-activating activity; ATP hydrolysis activity. The record is from RefSeq and is a predicted model, not a curated record. The transcript is spliced from 11 exons.